Messenger RNA from Anarrhichthys ocellatus (wolf-eel), 2234 nucleotides. RefSeq names its product ring finger protein 8, E3 ubiquitin protein ligase (gene rnf8). Gene Ontology annotation, biological process: protein K48-linked ubiquitination; double-strand break repair; ubiquitin-dependent protein catabolic process. Gene Ontology annotation, cellular component: nucleus; cytosol; ubiquitin ligase complex. The transcript has 9 exons. The coding region runs from base 93 to 1646 and encodes 517 amino acids. The record is from RefSeq and is a predicted model, not a curated record. Gene Ontology annotation, molecular function: histone binding; ubiquitin protein ligase activity. Lineage: Eukaryota; Metazoa; Chordata; Actinopteri; Perciformes; Anarhichadidae.
CUUGACACGGUAGUACAACGUUUAGCUAUGUAGGAACAACACUGUUAACGAUGAGUUUCAAGUCGUAUUAGCCGCUGACAGAAUGAGAUAAGAUGGAGACUGUAACGACGGAUUCGUCUGCGGUCGAGGAGGACGACUGUUCAGACUCAGAGGUUUUGUGUUUGAUGAGAGUCGGAAGAAACUCAGACUGGCUUCGCUUGUUCGCAAACACUGAGAUCUCCAUAGGACGUGGUCUGGAUGUGACCCACCAGCUGCUGUCUCCAAGUUGUCCUCUGAUGAUCUCCAGGCUGCACUGUACCAUCAGACAGAGGGAAGAUGGACAGUGGACAGUGACAGACAGAAAGAGUCUCAACGGGGUGUGGGUGAAUGGAAACCGUAUUCCCGUUGAAGUGUCCCAUCAGCUGAGGCUCGGGGACUCCAUACAACUCGGGGUUCCCGUAAUUGGAACAGAAGUGGAGUUUGACUACAUCUUCGUCCAGCGGCCCUUCAAAGACAUUAAACACUACUUGGCGAAGGGACAUAAAGAAGGCGCUAAAGCGGCCCUCGUCUCCAAGAAGCCUAAGAGGAAGUUGGCCGUGGAAGAAGUUGAGCCGUCUACCUCGAAGCCCAAGCUCUACCGCUGCUCUUCUGCAGACAAGACCUUUGCAAAGCCCUGCCCUCGGCAGCAGAGGCUCAGUCACUCUCAGUUAGAGGAAACUGGGUCCAGCAGACAAGUCCAGGAAGUAGACCGGCGCUCAGAUGGCUCCAACACUCCCUGUGACCUGGACAACUUGCAGAUGUACAGCCAGAACAUCCUGAGGCUGAGGGAGCAGGUGGACAACACCCAGAGGCAAGUAGCCUCUCUGGGGGGAGAGCCGCGGCAGGCCGACCCUCUCAGAGAGGAGCAUGUCAGGGAGCUGCAGGGCCAGCUGGAGACGCUCAGGGCCAAGAUGCACCGGAUGGAGACGUUAGAGAAGUCCUUCAGUAAAACCAAGAGGCAGCUCGAGGCGCAGAAAACACAGCAGCAAGAGGAGCUUUUGAAAAAGCAGCUGGAAGAGGCCUUGCAAGAGCAAAAGAAAGUAAUCGACGAACUUGCCCUUUCUCGGGAAGGCUUUGAAGAGAUUCUCUUGGCCAAAAACAAAGAGCUGGAGUUGACAAAGGAGGAGAAAGAGAAGGAGAGGGCCCAAAAGGAGGAAGUAGUUACACAAGUGACUGAAGUUUUGGAGAACGAGCUUCAGUGCAUCAUCUGCUCCGAGCUCUUCAUUGAGGCAGUCAUCCUGAACUGCGCUCAUAGCUUCUGCAGACACUGCAUCCAGCAGUGGCGCAAGAAGAAAGACGAGUGUCCCAUCUGCCGACAGGCCAUCCAAUCUCAGACUCGCUGUCUGGCUUUGGACAACUGCAUCGACAGCAUGGUGGAGAACUUGAGCCUGGACAUGAAGUCGAGGCGGCAGACCCUCAUCACCGAGAGGAAAGCGGACUCUGCCCAGGUGAUGGUGAUCCACGAUGACGACAGCAGCAGGAGCAGCGACAGCGACAGCAGCAUGGUGUCCAUCGACAGUAUCCUGAGCUCUGUGGUCUCUUUGGAAACAGACAGUAGCAUCCACUUGGACUCCAGUCCGCCCUACUGUGGUGACUUUGAUGAAAGUGCUGAUGAGUCUGAGGAUUAGGCCCUUUUCUCCGGAGGGAAUUGGUACUUAUUUUGGUGUUGAUGUUUCCAUACCCCCGGACUGUUCUCAGAUAGACACAUUUGAUCUCAUCAUGAGUCCGUUAACCAGAUUUUUGUUUUUGUGAAGUCAUCAGAUGUCUUUUUGUCUUUAUUUUCAACAAGAGGAAUAAAGUUUUUUUCCUAUGCACUUUUACAGUCACAUGUUGACUUUGUCCAAGCAUUGAUUCAAACCUGAAAAGUCCCAUUUACUACAAAUAGUACAAAUGUUUGGUGACGCCUGACUUGGGAAGUUGUGGCUGUUGAAAGUUUGGCUUUUUAUCAGAGAGACGGAGAAUGGCAGCUAGACAACAAACCUCUGCUGGGAGCGAAAGGAUCAAACCAGUGUUUUUGUUUUGAGCCACUGUAUAGGUGACUGUCCCGCUCUGUGGGUCGGUCCAGACUGAAUAUCCGAAGGAGGGGGGCCAAAGAUAUCGACUGACACUCACACGAUUUUGUCGACUAAUCGAUUAGUUGAUUGAACAAAUCUGUAAAACUGAGUUCCUCAAAGAAUCGCACAAAAGCACCACAUUAAAACUGUGUUUACCAGAGA